AUGGAAAGCGUGCAAACACCCUCAAAACGAACCCGAUCUCACUCAGCUUCGUCGGCCUCCGAUCAGGCCUCGAGCCACCCUACCAAGGCUGUCAAGACCGAGAGUCACCAUCAUCCUGACCAGUCUCCGGAGCAAGCCGGCGAUUCAGGACCCCUCCAUACAUCCACAACUCAACUUGUAGUCCCUCUUGAUGAUGAACACAGCCAAUCGCAACCAGAACCAUCCACAGGAAAAUCGGAGAAGAUCCAAUCAAAAGACUCACGCGACACUUCCGAAGCUGGAUUGAAAGCCCCUCCUCAAGAAGACCCGCACCCCACAGCAUCAACGAGCCGGGAAUCAAACGCUCCUGCUAGUGAGACCGGGUCCCAGUCGGAGCUUCAAACAGCUGAUCCGAAGCCAGUGGUCUACUCCAACGGAGAUUGGGAAGCGGUAUAUGACACACAGACGAACGCGUACUACUUCGUGAACUCGAAGACGGGCGAGACGACGUGGAGGAAUCCAUUGGUGCCGGCCACUGAGCCCGCAGCGGUGGUGGUGGCGGCUCACCCGGCGCCGGACCUGGGCGGCAUCGAUCCAGAACUGGCCCAUCUGGAUCCCCACUUCGCAAGACUCAUCCACGGCCACGCCUCCCAAACCGAGCCCCGGUUCGCCGCUCGGUUUAACGCCAAAACCGGACGGUUCGAGGGCGACCCUACCCGCGAUCCUGCCAGAGUCUCCGAAUUCGCUCGCGCCCGGACUCAAGCUGAGGCGUUCUUUGAUGUGACUGGUUGGGAGAAAACCUUGGAGAAACAUAACGGCCGGGUUCCCGGGACGUCCAAAGAGACCAGGGCUGCGGCCCUCGAACAAGGCAAGAAGCUAUCCAAGGCCCAACUGAACCAAUUCAAACAGCAGAAGAUGGAGAAGAAAGCCCGCAACCAACGCGCUUGGCUCACAUAGACCCUGAGCGCCCCUCUCUGAACUUUCCUCUUUCUCGAUCUCCAAAUUUGUGAUCUGUUCUCAUGUAUCCUUUAUCAUCAACCCUCGUGUUUUUCUUGAACUCGUUUUCGAAAAUCUUUGUUUGCUGUACUCAACAUUCACAUUGAAUCUCUCCUGCUCAAUCUAUGCCAGAGCAAACUUUUUUUUUCCUCUUUUUUGCGCAGAUUGUCAAGUAUGUCACAACAGAUUAGACCAAGAACAUGUCGCUUUCAGUCACUCUUUCUAUAUAGAUUGUAGUUUUCUCUGUUACGACCCUUUGCUGAGUGUGAUUAUUGAGUUCUUGGACAUCUUCCUAUUUACAAAGGACCUACUUGGCACGUCAGUUGAUGGGAAUGUUGUGUUCUUGGGCAUUGUCGUCGAUGUCUAUGUAUCGAUCUGUGACAUGACACAAGAACACCAGCUCCAGAUCUUUUUU
Messenger RNA from Puccinia graminis f. sp. tritici CRL 75-36-700-3, 1390 nucleotides. RefSeq lists its product as uncharacterized. The record is from RefSeq and is a predicted model, not a curated record. NCBI's taxonomy places the organism in Eukaryota, Fungi, Basidiomycota, Pucciniomycetes, Pucciniales, Pucciniaceae. The transcript is spliced from 3 exons. Gene Ontology annotation, molecular function: protein binding. The coding region runs from base 1 to 936 and encodes 311 amino acids.